UGAAAAAUAUCUGAACGGAGGGAUCAAGAUGACUCUUCUCCUUUUGCUCGCAUCCUUGUGCAUAGGCAGCGUUCUCGCUGUACCAACCGUCAGAGAUGACGAACCAGAGGAAAACUACAAGCUGGAUCAAGCUUUUAAAUUAACCAGUUACGACUUAGCACUCACCGUUCCCAAAGAAGCCUUCACAGACAAAGGCACUGAAUAUACCGGAAAAGUUACAAUUAUAUUUUCUUUCACCGAAAUAAAAGAAUACAUCACGCUACAUGCUCACUCAGAUUUUAUAGGCAUAACGAAUGUGAACUUCAAUAAUUAUGAUCUAGAGGAUGAAGACUACAGCCUUGACAAUGUUACUAAUAUUUUAAAAGUAAAAGCUGUCAAUGGGGUCUCAAUUGACAGAAGUUACCAACUCAUCAUAGAAUUUACCGGUCGGCUUAGUACUGAGGACAUGUAUGGGUUCUACAAGAGCACAUACGUUGAUGGAGAGGAGACUAAGUAUCUGGUUACCACCCAGUUCGAGCCCACCCAUGCCAGGAAAGCUUUCCCGUGCUUCGAUGAACCAAGUUUUAAGGCUACAUUUACUUUGUCCAUUACUUACCCUAGUACUCAAAAUGCACUAUUUAAUACAAAAGAACUUGAUACCACUACUGACAAAGAUGCUGGAACAAAAACGACUAAUUUCGCGGCAACUCCUGUCAUGUCAACUUAUCUAGUGGCGUUCAUCGUAUCAGAAUUCACUUGCACCUCUGGUGAUCCUGUUGACGGUGCGGUAUUCCAAGUAUGUUCAAGAGACGAACUCGCCGAUACAAGAAAACGUGCUGCUGAAGUUGGAUCAAAAGUGAUUGAAAAACUCAAUGAAUAUACUGGCAUCAGUUACAGCAAAAGCAUGGAGAAGAUGGACCAGGUGGCUAUUCCAGAUUUUUCCGCAGGUGCGAUGGAAAACUGGGGGUUGGUAACGUACAGGGAAGCAUCACUCCUUUGGGACGAAAAGGAAUCUUCGAACAGGUACAACCAGAGGGUAACAACUGUAAUAGCUCACGAAUUCGCUCAUCUGUGGUUUGGAGACUUAGUAACUUGUAACUGGUGGUCCGAAAUCUUCUUGAAUGAAGGAUUUGCUACCUACUUCGAAUACCACAUAGCUAAUGAGGUUACUUCGAAGUGGGAACUAGACAAACAGUUCCUCAUUGAGCAAGUCCAUAGCGCACUUGUCGCUGACGCUUUGACCAACAGCCAGGCUCUUCAGUCAGAGGUCACCACCCCAACUGAAAUUUCUGAUAAAUUCGGAACGAUAUCAUACAAUAAAGGUGGCAGUGUCCUAAGGAUGGUAGCAAAUUUCUUAGGAUUGGACAAAUUCAAAGAAGGACUUCAAAAAUACUUAACAGCGUACUCCUACAAAACUGCUGAACCAGAGGACCUUUGGAAUUCUCUAGACGGUAUCUCUGAUAUCAAACUUCCUGCUGAUAAGUUGACCGAAGUCAUGGAGAACUGGGUCAAAAAUCCUGGAUUUCCAUUGGUUACUGUAAAGUUAAAUGAAGACAAAAUAAAUUUAAGUCAGGAAAGGUUCCUGUUAUCCGGUACCGAUGCUAAAUCCAAAUGGUACGUGCCAAUUACUGUCACUUCAUCCCAGGACAAGAAUAAAUUCGAAACAACCACUGCAACAACUUGGUUAACUCCUACAGAUGAUGUGUCUGUCGCUAUUUCAAAUACUACUUCUUGGGUGGUUGUGAAUAACCAGCAAACAGGAUACUACCGCGUGAACUAUGACGACACUCUGUGGAACAGAAUCAAAGCAGCUUUAGACAGCGAAGAAUUUGGAGGAAUUGUCGAGUUGAACAGGGCGCAAAUAAUAGACGAUCUCUUCAAUUUGGCCAGAACUAACAAAACUCAGUACACGCUCGCUUUAAAUAUCGCUUCCUACCUCAGCAAUGAGACAUCGUAUUAUCCCUGGUACGCCGCUUUCAACGGAUACGACUUCCUUUUGAGGAGAGUUGGAGACAGCAAAUUAGGAAAAGCAAUUUCGAGCAAUCUUUUGGAUCAGUUGAGUGAAUUGUACAAAUCCGUACCAUUCUCCAAAGUAAAUGCUGAUGAUCAAAUAUAUACCCACAAGCAAGUCCUUGCUCUAACAUGGGCUUGCAAGUUGGGUAAUCAAGACUGCGUUGAACAAUCUACAAUGCUGUUCCAGGAAUAUAAGGGAAAUGGUACAAUGAGACCCGACAGAAACUUAAGGAGUAUCGUUUACUGCAACGGGCUGAGGUACAGCGAAAACAAAACUGACUGGAAAUUUUUGUGGGACGCUUAUCUUGACGCAGGCGAUCUUGCUACAGAGCAAGUUACCAUUCUCGCUGCAUUGGGAUGCACCAAAGAUACGGAAUUGCUGAAAGAAUACCUUGAAAAAACUAUCACCGAUGACUCUGGAAUACGGUCUCAAGAUGCUUCAGCAGCGUUCUCCUCGGUAUAUUCCAAUAACCCUGAAGGAAUAGCUGUCGCUUAUGACUUUUUGAAAAACAAAUAUGAAGAAAUAGCCGAAAAGUACCAAAGUAUGAAUUCCCUUGGAAAUCUCAUCAAAGGUAUAGCUGAAAGGUUUACAACGGAAAAAGAAGUAAAUGAUUUAAAUGAUUUCGUCGGUAAGGAAGGGUUACCAGAAGCGUUCAAGAGCGCAGCCAAGGAAGCUGUGGAAACAGCCAAAGCGAACUUAGAGUGGAAGAAAAAAUUCGAAGAGGAUCUUACCGAUUUUUACACCACUUCCACUGAUGCAGCUUCUGGCAUUCAUGCUUCGUUCGCAGUCACUCUAGUGGCUAUAGUUAUAAGCAAACUAUUUUUCUUGUGAUGUGAUAACUGUUAUUUUAACAACCGAAUAUAAAAUGUGUCACAGCAUGAGUCAUAAGUUAGCUUUAAAGUAAGGAAAAUGACAAAACAUCCGCAACAGUUCAGUAAAAAUUAAUUAUGUUUGUAAAAUAACCAAUUUUAAAUGUUUUGUAUAUUUGUAAGUGUAAAAGAUUUGAGUGUUAUGUUUUAUUGUUUAUUACAGCAGUUUCAAAUUGUAAAAAGUUAUUAUAAUUAUUUAUUAUA
Messenger RNA from Anoplophora glabripennis (Asian longhorned beetle), 3066 nucleotides. RefSeq names its product aminopeptidase N-like. Gene Ontology annotation, cellular component: cytoplasm. Gene Ontology annotation, biological process: peptide catabolic process; proteolysis. The transcript is spliced from 14 exons. The record is from RefSeq and is a predicted model, not a curated record. Lineage: Eukaryota; Metazoa; Arthropoda; Insecta; Coleoptera; Cerambycidae. Gene Ontology annotation, molecular function: zinc ion binding; metalloaminopeptidase activity; peptide binding. Bases 29 to 2824 code for a protein of 931 amino acids.